AUGACGAGGAAGGGACCUUCUCCUCUUGUCACCUCGCUUCUCGUGACGGCACUCAUCCUGUCGAGCCAACUCGCGCCAAGAGUGGAGGCCGUGUGCGACGCUAGCCGGCUCCUCCCCUGCUUGCCUGCGUUCGGUUCCCCAUACGUGCAGCCGACGGCUGAGUGCUGCGGCAGGCUGAAAGAGCAGCAGCCGUGCCUCUGCGACUUCAUGAAGGACCCGCGCUACAGAAAGUACGUGGAUUCUCCCAGGGCCAAGGAAAUCUUGCAAACCUGUCAAAUUCCCUACCCUCGGUGUUAA
Molecule: messenger RNA, 297 nt
Organism: Eucalyptus grandis
Lineage: Eukaryota; Viridiplantae; Streptophyta; Magnoliopsida; Myrtales; Myrtaceae
Product: non-specific lipid-transfer protein 2P
Exons: 1
Coding region: 1-297 (98 amino acids)
Biological process (GO): lipid transport
Source: RefSeq, a predicted model, not a curated record